AUAAAGAUUAACUUGAUGUUUUUAUGACUGAGACACGUCUGCAGGUCCACACUGACACCUACACCUGUCAAACAUCAGGACACACCUACACCUGUCCAACAUCAGGACACACUUACACCUGUCCAACAUCAGGACACACUUACACCUGUCCAACAUCAGGACACACCUGUCCAACAUCAGGACACACCUGUCCAACAUCAGGACACACCUGUCCAACAUCAGGACACAUCUACACCUGUCCAACAUCAGGACACAUCUACACCUGUCCAACAUCAGGGCACAUCUACACCUGUCCAACAUCAGGGCACAUCUACACCUGUCCAACAUCAGGACACAUCUACACCUGUCCAACAUCAGGACACAUCUACACCUGUCCAACAUCAGGGCACAUCUACACCUGUCCAACAUCAGGACACAUCUCCACCUGUCCAACAUCAGGACACAUCUCCACCUGUCCAACAUCAGGACACAUCUACACCUGUCCAACAUCAGGACACACCUGUCCAACAUCAGGACACACCUACACCUGUCCAACAUCAGGACACAUCUACACCUGUCCAACAUCAGGACACACCUACACCUGUCCAACAUCAGGACACACCUACACCUGUACAACAUCAUGACACACCUGUACCUGAG
Austrofundulus limnaeus is the source of this 639-nucleotide messenger RNA. Its product is annotated as coagulation factor V-like. The record is from RefSeq and is a predicted model, not a curated record. The transcript is spliced from 2 exons. NCBI's taxonomy places the organism in Eukaryota, Metazoa, Chordata, Actinopteri, Cyprinodontiformes, Rivulidae. The coding region runs from base 24 to 623 and encodes 199 amino acids.